This is a messenger RNA of Aureobasidium musti, 738 nucleotides long. The record is from the annotation of a GenBank genome assembly. NCBI's taxonomy places the organism in Eukaryota, Fungi, Ascomycota, Dothideomycetes, Dothideales, Saccotheciaceae.
AUGUCCGCACCUAGAGCUUAUCAAUUCAUCGCCCUGAGACGUCUGGCAGCUGGUGGCAGCCGUCGCCAGCUCCACAUGACUGGCCCUGCUACUUUCCCUUCGCCAUUGCUUACUGCUGAGCGUCCUGUCUCGAACCUUCCGCGUGACAUUGCAGGCCUGAGAGCCGAGUGCAAGAGACGCAAGCUGGACUACUCUGGCUCCAUGCACGAUCUCAUGGGCCGUCUGUCUGCCGAUGAUCUCACUCAUUCUCGUGCUUUCACUACUGCUGUCAACAGCAGCAAGCGUCCCACUGCUGAGCAGCAGGACGAGGUCAAGGCAGUGCGUCACUUCAACACUAGCCGUGCCCUCAAGGCCGUCAACGACAGCUCUACCAUCGACUUUGCUUACUUCCCCGACUUUGACCCUGACAAUGCUGAGGCCCCUGCUAUUCGUGUUCCCCUGCUUCACAACAACUUCAGCCCUGCACGUACUGGUGCUCACAGUCUUGAGGCUGCCGACGAUAUGGUCAUGAAACCACAGAUCAACACUAUGGCAGCUGACAAGAUCAUAAGCAACUUUUCUGAAGUUUCUGAUAACAAUGCCAUGACGAUUGACUUCCAUGGUAUGGCGGAGCGAAUUGCUGCAGCCACUCAGAAAGCUGCCAAAGCACCUGUUGCGGAGCAAACUAGCAUUAUGAAGCAGUUGUGGAAAGGUCUUGUUGAAGAUUUCCAGGGUGGCCAAACAAAGCCCGUGGCUUGA